Melanotaenia boesemani (Boeseman's rainbowfish) is the source of this 2389-nucleotide messenger RNA. RefSeq names its product B-cell receptor CD22-like. The transcript has 12 exons. The coding region runs from base 326 to 2074 and encodes 582 amino acids. Lineage: Eukaryota; Metazoa; Chordata; Actinopteri; Atheriniformes; Melanotaeniidae. The record is from RefSeq and is a predicted model, not a curated record.
GAUAAGGGGAUAAAAAUAGACACCCCUAUUCUAAUUUCAUUAAGUUUUCUUUUAUUUGUUAUACAUUACAUUACUGUAAUCUCAGUUACUGCAGCGCUAUUCUACAUCCAACCGCUAGGCGGCGCCUAUCGCGCUGGUGGUAAAGAGUAGAGCAGGUCACAGAGGAAGAAUAAAACUUCCGGUAUGAGAGUAACGCCAGCUCAACGUGUGUAUCUCCUCUAUUCUUCGCCACAGGGCCCAAGUUGGGGACCUCUGAUCUAGAGAAUGCUGUGGAUGCAGGCGUGGCUCAGGACACAGAGGUGAGCCUGGACUCUAAGAAGAGAAGAUGCGUGCUUUUGAAUGGCCUUUGUUUUUCACCUGCAUUUGCUUCAAAGUUAUUGAAACUAAAGCCUCAUCUUGGACAGCUCAGAUGGCAUCUUCAGUCAAAGGUCUUCCAGGGUCAUGCGUGGUGAUCCCCUGCUCAUAUAAUUACCCAGAUACAAAAAAUACAAUCAGUGAAUAUAUAGGAAUUUGGAAGGAUCAGGAAGGAAACAUCAUUUUUCACUCAACAGAGGCUCAGAUCCAUCAGCGCUAUCAGAGCCGGGUGAAACUGGUGGGAGAUCCCCGUCAGAAGAACUGUUCUUUGAAGAUUGAGCCUCUUAAAGCUGAUGACACUGGGCCUUUUUAUUUCAGGAUUGAAAUUAAAGGCUAUGACAGCUAUUCUUUCAAGGAUAAAGUGUCCAUUUCAAUGAUCCAUAAGCCAAACCCCAUCAGUUUUUCUGUGAAAGAGGAGCUAAAGGUGGGUCAAAGUGUGUCUGCUUCCUGCUCUGUCCUUCACUCCUGCCCUGCCUCUCCUCCUCUUUUCAACUGGAGUCACACCGGAGAGCUGCAUUUCCAGUCACAGCAGGUUGGUGAUGGCCAGUGGAACAACACAUCGACUCUGACAUUUCGCCCGACCCACACUGACAACAACAAGCCUUUACAAUGUAACGUGACAUACAACGGAGGAUAUAAGGAGCAUGAGUCCAAGACCCUUAAAGUAAAGUAUGCCCCUGUCAAUUUGAAGGUUGAGUAUAAGUCAGAUAUAAAGGAAGGAGAAACUGUAAAUCUGACCUGCACUGGUGAUGCUAACCCUCCUGUCAACAGCUAUGAGUGGCAUAAUGAAAACAAUGGGAAGCACUGUCAGGGAAAUCUCUGCAUACUGCCAAAUGUCUCCCGACACACAGGACCCAUGUAUUGUAUUGCCAUCAAUGAAGAGGGACAAACCAAAUCAAGCCCUGUGCAGCUUAAUGUGUUAUAUGCCCCUGUCAAUGUGAAGAUUGAGUACAAGUCAGAUAUAAAGGAAGGAGAAACUGUAAAUCUGACCUGCACUGGUGAUGCUAACCCUCCUGUCAACAGCUAUGAGUGGCAUAAUGAAAACAAUGGGAAGCACUGUCAGGGAAAUCUCUGCAUACUGCCAAAUGUCUCCCGACACACAGGACCCAUGUAUUGUAUUGCCAUCAAUGAAGAGGGACAAGCCAAAUCAAGCCCUGUGCAGCUUAAUGUGUUAUAUGUCCCUGAGAUUAAAACUGAGUCUUUGUGCUCCUUAGAGCACAAAGACUCUACACUCAUAAAAUGUGAGUGUAUUGUGGACUCCAAGCCUUCAAGUGAGGUCCGUUUUUUACUUGCUGACAAAGUUCUGCUGGGUGCCAAAGAAGAGAAAAAUGGUUAUUUUACCAUCAGUGUCCCGGUGGCAGAAUUGCAGUCCUCUACGUUUGUGCAGUGUGUGGCCAACAACACUCAAGGCAGAGCCAAUCUCACCCUACGUUUACCUACUGACGGAAUGAUGCUGAUUAUUUUCAUCUCCACUGGAGCAGGCAUGAUUGUAGUGAUACUUUUGGUAGCAGUGGGGAUUGUUAUAAAAUGCAGGAGGAAGUCAGCAGAUACGCAAGAACUAAAUAGCACCAAGAUGACAGAAAGAGCUCUGGAGCUUCCUCGCUAUGAAACAACAACUAGGAAAGAGAUGUCUGAUGAUGAUCCUUGUUCUGGAAUUUACGCCAAUGUUGAUCCCUAUGACAACGGUGAUUGGGAUGAUGCUAUAUACGGCAAUGUGUAGGACGUGGAAGACCAUCUGCAGUCCCUCUGUGGGUUUUCUGUGUUUGUAAGGGCAGUUUUAAUGAAUCCUUGUAUUUUCAAAUAUAUCAGUAAAACAUUUUUUCUUAUCCUGUAAAUGACAUUUGCUUCAUCUUAUAAAAUGUUGUUCAUGCCCAAUUCUAUCUUUAUUGUACACAUUUGUUUGUAGCUGUUAUUCUUUUGAACAGUAUUCAAUGGAAAAAUGACCAUUAUACUAUUACAAUCUUUAAUCUGGAUAUAUGUUUGUCAUUGUUUGUUAUAUAGUAUCGCCAAGUUACAACAAAUAAUACAAAACUUG